GAUCCAAAGCUGCGGGAACUGUUGGACGCUGGGAAUGCCGGAGGUCGGCUGGAAAAUCGGAUGAUAACUGUUGUCUAUGGUCCAGACCUGGUCAAUAUAUCAUACUUGAACUUGGUGGCCUUCCAAGAGGAUAUAGCAAAGGAAUGGUCAGAUGAAGUGUUCAGUUUGGCAACAAAUUUGUUGGCACAGAACAUGUCCAGGGAUGCAUUUCUGGAAAAAGCUUACACAAAACUUAAACUGCAGGUGACUCCAGAAGGGCGCAUUCCUCUGAAGAACAUAUAUCGCUUGUUCUCCUCUGACAGAAAACGGGUAGAGACCGCGUUAGAAGCUUGUAAUCUUCCAUCUUCCAGGAAUGAUUCAAUCCCUCAAGAUGACUUCACGCCAGACGUGUACAGAGUGUUCUUAAACAACCUCUGCCCUCGGCCUGAGAUCGACCACAUCUUUUCCGAGUUUGGUGCCAAGAGCAAACCAUACCUUACUGUUGAUCAGAUGAUGGAAUUUAUAAAUUUGAAGCAACGUGAUCCACGGUUAAAUGAAAUCCUUUAUCCGCCACUAAAACAAGAACAAGUUCAACAGCUGAUUGAGAAGUAUGAACCCAACAGCAAUCUAGCAAAAAAAGGACAGAUAUCGGUGGAUGGAUUUAUGCGAUACCUGAGUGGAGAAGAGAAUGGCGUUGUUCCACCUGAGAAACUGGAUUUAAAUGAAGAUAUGUCUCAACCACUGUCACACUAUUUCAUCAAUUCCUCACACAAUACCUACCUCACAGCUGGACAGCUGGCUGGGAACUCAUCCGUGGAGAUGUAUCGGCAAGUGCUUCUGUCAGGCUGCCGCUGUGUGGAGCUGGACUGCUGGAAAGGACGGACAGCGGAGGAAGAGCCGGUCAUAACACAUGGAUUCACCAUGACAACUGAAAUAUCCUUCAAGGAAGUGAUCGAAGCUAUUGCUGAAUGUGCAUUUAAGACAUCACCCUUUCCAAUCCUCCUGUCCUUUGAAAAUCAUGUGGAUUCCCCUAAACAGCAGGCAAAAAUGGCAGAGUACUGCAGAUUAAUAUUUGGAGAUGCAUUGCUUAUGGAUCCAUUGGAAAAAUACCCGCUUGAAGCUGGGGUUCCUCUUCCAAGCCCUAUGGAUUUAAUGUACAAAAUUCUAGUGAAGAAUAAAAAGAAAUCACAUAAGUCAGCAGAUGGAAGUGCAAAAAAGAAGCUCUCAGAGCAAGCUUCCAACACAUGCAGUGAAACAUCUAGUAUGUUUGAACCUUCCUCCCCUGGAGCAGGAGAAGCAGAGAUGGAGAGCGAUGACGAUGACGACUAUGAUGAUGACUGUAAGAAGUCGUCGAUGGAUGAGGGUACUGCUGGAAGUGAGGCUAUGGCCACAGAAGAGAUGUCUAACCUGGUGAACUACAUUCAGCCUGUGAAGUUUGAGUCAUUUGAAGUAUCAAAAAAACGCAACAAAAGUUUUGAAAUGUCUUCCUUUGUGGAAACCAAAGGGCUUGAGCAACUUACGAAGUCUCCUGUGGAAUUUGUGGAAUACAACAAAAUGCAGCUAAGUCGAAUUUACCCAAAGGGAACACGUGUGGAUUCUUCAAACUACAUGCCACAAGUCUUUUGGAACGCUGGCUGCCAGAUGGUUGCUCUUAACUUCCAAACUGUAGAUUUGUCUAUGCAAAUAAACAUGGGAAUGUAUGAGUACAAUGGCAAAAGUGGAUACAGAUUAAAACCAGAAUUCAUGAGAAGACCAGACAAACACUUUGAUCCAUUUACUGAAGGCAUAGUGGAUGGAAUAGUAGCUAACACUUUGUCUGUCAAGAUAAUUUCAGGCCAGUUUCUUUCUGAUAAAAAAGUCGGUACCUAUGUAGAAGUUGACAUGUUUGGCCUGCCUGUGGAUACCAGAAGAAAAGCUUUGAAGACCAAGACCUCUCAAGGCAAUGCAGUUAAUCCUGUCUGGGAAGAGGAAGCCAUAGUUUUUAAGAAGGUUGUUUUACCUUCCCUGGCCUGUUUGAGGCUAGCAGUGUAUGAAGAAGGAGGGAAAUUCAUUGGUCAUCGGAUAUUACCAGUCUCAGCAAUUCGACCAGGCUAUCACUACAUCUGUUUGAGGAAUGAGAGGAACCAGCCCUUGACACUGCCAGCUCUCUUUGUGUACAUAGAGGUCAAAGACUACGUACCUGAUACUUAUGCAGAUGUGAUUGAGGCGUUAUCCAAUCCAAUCAGAUAUGUAAACUUGAUGGAGCAGAGAGCUAAGCAACUGGCUGCACUGACUCUGGAAGAUGAAGAAGAGGUAAAGAAAGAGGUUGACCAUGGAGAUGCACCAUCUGAAGCUCACAAUGAACCUAGGCCAACACCAGCAGAAAAUGGAGUAAAUUACACUGCCUCUCUUACACCGAAGCCAGCAACUCAGGUUGUCCAUAGCCAACCAGCACCAGGUUCGGUGAAAGCACCUGCAAAGACAGAAGAUCUUAUUCAGAGUGUCCUCACAGAAGUGGAAGCACAGACUAUUGAAGAGCUAAAACAACAGAAGUCUUUUGUUAAGCUUCAAAAGAAACACUACAAGGAAAUGAAGGACCUUGUAAAGAGGCACCACAAGAAAACCACCGACCUUAUCAAAGAGCACACUGCAAAGUAUAAUGAAAUCCAAAAUGACUACUUGCGGCGAAGAGCAGUUUUGGAAAAAACAGCAAAAAGAGACAGUAAGAAAAGAUCUGACACAGGCAGCCCAGACCACAGUUCCUCAACUAUUGAACAGGAGUUAGCUGCACUGGACUCUGAAAUGACCCAGAAGCUGGUGGAGCUGAAGGAGAAGCAACAACAGCAGCUGCUAAAUCUCAGGCAGGAGCAGUAUUACAGUGAAAAGUACCAGAAACGAGAGCACAUUAAGCUGCUUAUUCAGAAGCUGACAGAUGUAGCAGAAGAGUGUCAGAACACCCAACUAAAGAAACUGAAAGAAACAUGUGAAAAAGAAAAGAAAGAAUUGAAGAAAAAAAUGGACAAGAAGAGGCAGGAGAAGAUCACAGAAGCAAAGUCCAAGGAUAAAAAUCAAAUGGAAGAAGAGAAGACGGAAAUGAUCCGGUCGUAUAUCCAGGAGGUGGUGCAGUACAUAAAGAGGCUAGAAGAUGCUCAGAGUAAAAGACAGGAGAAACUUGUAGAAAAACAUAAGGAGAUUCGUCAGCAAAUACUGGAUGAAAAGCCUAAG
Messenger RNA from Acanthisitta chloris (rifleman), 3183 nucleotides. It is a transcript of the gene PLCB1, whose product is annotated as phospholipase C, beta 1 (phosphoinositide-specific). Gene Ontology annotation, cellular component: cytoplasm; nuclear speck. Gene Ontology annotation, biological process: lipid catabolic process; phosphatidylinositol-mediated signaling; memory. The transcript is spliced from 28 exons. Gene Ontology annotation, molecular function: phosphatidylinositol-4,5-bisphosphate phospholipase C activity; calmodulin binding; calcium ion binding. NCBI's taxonomy places the organism in Eukaryota, Metazoa, Chordata, Aves, Passeriformes, Acanthisittidae. The record is from RefSeq and is a predicted model, not a curated record. The annotation marks the transcript as partial.